UUUGACCGUUUGUUCCCAGGGUGACAGCUGGCCGGUGAUACCGGUAGUUGAACAGCAGUAACAGGUAAAUAUGCCGGUUCCUAUAAAGGGAGGACCAUCGUUGUAAUCUGUAGAUGACUUAACAAACCGGUACCAGUCCGUCCAGCCGCUGUCGUAAACGGACCAUUAGCUUACCGGGCCAUUAUGUGGGUCUUCGGUUACGGCUCCCUGAUUUGGAAAGUGGACUUCCCGUACGAGGAGAAGAGAGUCGGUUACAUAAAGGGCUUCAGCCGCCGGUUCUGGCAGGGAAGCACCGAUCACCGUGGAGUACCGGGAAAGCCCGGUCGUGUUGUUACUCUGGUAGAGGAUCCUGAGGGGUGCGUUUGGGGCGUGGCCUACAAGCUGCCGACAGGGCAGGAGCAGGAAGUCAAACGCUACCUCGACUAUCGCGAAAAAGGCGGCUACCAGGUCAUCACGGUGACCUUCUACCCCCGUCCCGAGUCCAACCACUCUCCGAGCCUGACGUUGCUCUACAUCGGCAACGACGACAACCCCAACUACCUCGGACCCGCGCCCUUGGAGGACAUAGCCAACCAGAUCCUGAACUCCACCGGUCCGAGUGGGAGAAACACGGAGUACCUGUUCCAGCUGGCUGAGGCAGUCAGGACUAUCAUGCCCGAGGACCCAGACAGACAUCUGUUUUCCCUUGAAGCAAUAGUGCGGGAACGGCUACAAAAGCACCAACAAUCACCAGCCAUAGAAUGUCAAGAUUAAAUAAAACGUGUUGUAGCAGGUAUUUAUUGAGAAGACCACUUUUGUCAAAUGCUGAUGGGGCUGAGAUGUAGGAAAUGAAUCAGGUUUUGUUUUUGAAUCAAAUGUUCAUCUCAAAAGGAUUGUACUAUGGUGAAAUUGAAUGUUUUGAUGUCAAUUUAUAAUUGAAAACACAUUUCACAAGUAAUAAUGGGUUUUGCUGCAUGUUUACAAGACAUUACCAACUCAUGGCUCACAAUAUAUGUUCUUAAUAAAAGCAAAGAAACUAAGAAUUGGCUUUUAUUGAUUAUGUCUUUAAUGUUAAGUAUCGAUCAUUGUUGUUACUUGAUCCCUUUCUACGUAAAAUGUUGUAGAAUUGUAAGUAAAACUCUUCAAAAUGAAACAUUUCCAUCUGAAGUGAUUUUGUAUUUGGUGUAAAAUCAAAUCCCUCCUGUUGGAUUUGUGUGUUACAGUAAGCUCUAAUCAGCACGGCUGCAUAUCCUGAUGGGUGAACACUGUUAAUAUUUACAAAGUAAACUUCAGCAUGUGAAGAUUGCUAUGUUAACAUGCUAAUGUUAGUGCUCAGCUCAAAGCACCGCUGUGACAAAUUGCAGGCUUUCAGAGCAGGAGGGCGAGGGUGGUCUUUCACUGCCAGACAGACUUCAGUCAGCCUUGUUUUUAUGCACUCAAUCACACGCGUUUACAAAUAUACUUCCGUUCUAAUAAU
This is a messenger RNA of Xiphophorus maculatus (southern platyfish), 1456 nucleotides long. It is a transcript of the gene chac2, whose product is annotated as ChaC cation transport regulator homolog 2. Bases 184 to 753 code for a protein of 189 amino acids. Lineage: Eukaryota; Metazoa; Chordata; Actinopteri; Cyprinodontiformes; Poeciliidae. The transcript is spliced from 3 exons. Gene Ontology annotation, cellular component: cytoplasm. Gene Ontology annotation, molecular function: glutathione specific gamma-glutamylcyclotransferase activity; gamma-glutamylcyclotransferase activity. The record is from RefSeq and is a predicted model, not a curated record. Gene Ontology annotation, biological process: glutathione catabolic process.